AUGUCGGUAGCAGCACCGUUACUGCUGCUACUGUCCUCCCUGACUUCACCGGCCGGGGCCUUGCAUGCUACCUACGGUUCACCGUGCUAUGACGUCUGUAGCAACCCGACCAACACCACUUCCUCGGAGAUGGUCUGUUUGGACGAGUCGUACAACACCACCGAGACUGGCCGGAAGUUCCAAGAAUGCGUCUCUUGCGAACUACAGAGCAAUUAUACCGAUGCUGAAACCCAGAUCAGUGACUUCAACUGGGGUCUCUAUAAUCUCCGGUUCGCAUUCGACACCUGUGUCUACGGGUAUCCGAAGGAUGUGAACACGGUUUCGACCCCUUGUCUGGUCGCGUGCCUGGGCCUGAGCCCGGCGUUCGAGUUUGAGCUGCUGAACCCGAAUCAGAACAACCUGCGGGCCUAUUGCGCCACGGGGGCAUUUGCCGACAACCACAUCGACACCUGUAGUAACUGCUACAACCUGACAAGCACGCAGGGGUAUCUGGCAAACUUUCUCGAGGCGAUGCGUUAUGAGUGUCAUUUCCCCGUGCCCACUGACACGGCAUUUCCCAUCAGUCCAUCGGAUAUCUUUUCCGAAAUUCAGCUUCCCUUCUACAACAGGGAUCUGCUGAACAGCACGGCGCACGACCCCAUCAACUACCGACUGGCGACGCUGAUCGGGCUUCCAGUGAUGGGGUUUGUGACUUUUGUCUGUCUGUGCACGAUGAGUCUCUUCUUCUGCCUCGGCUGGCGGCGGAGAUAUGUCCGCCGCGAGCGGGCGUCGGAGCAGCAGCGAUGGAAGACUCUGGCUGUGGAGCACCCAUGGCGUGGUCCGGCAUAUUCACCGCAGGAAAUGUAUCCGCCGGGGGCGUAUCAGCAGCAGCCGCAGCCGCAGCAGCAACUACAGCAACUGCAAGAAGGCUCGGGCUUCCAGUUUGUGGAUAAUGAUGGGCGCAGUCAGGUGGUGGGACACUCCAAGCAGCAUGUGAAAGAGACGACGGUGGCGAUAGAGAGUGACAUUUCUCCGGUGUCUCCGCAAGAGAAGGGCAAGAGGCCUGAAGACUUCUUCCCUGUCAAGUCUGACUCUAAAUCAUGA
Aspergillus aculeatus ATCC 16872 is the source of this 1083-nucleotide messenger RNA. RefSeq lists its product as uncharacterized. NCBI's taxonomy places the organism in Eukaryota, Fungi, Ascomycota, Eurotiomycetes, Eurotiales, Aspergillaceae. The transcript is spliced from 3 exons. The record is from RefSeq and is a predicted model, not a curated record. Bases 1 to 1083 code for a protein of 360 amino acids.